AUGGGUGACCCAUCUCUGCCUCCCUGCCACCCUGCCGCAGCGCCGCCUCUCGCCCCUUCGGCAAGUAGGUCCUCGAGCAUGCCAGGGGCGCAGGAGCUCGCCCUCGGCGACGCCCGGGAAUCGUCCGCGUCGCCCGUCCGCUGCGAGUGUUUGUCCCCCGAGGUCGUGGCGAACGGCUGUGAGGGCGAGGCUGCUUUCGAGGGCGCGGGGCCCGAGGGCGCGAGGGCGGGGGCGGCGCCGGUUCGGGGCGCGUCGUGGCAGCAUGACGGAGGCGCGGGUACUCUGGCAGCGUCCAUGCAGCAGUGUCGGCUCAGCGCUGCGAGCCCAGCCAGUGUACGUGGCGCCACGCCAUCACCAGCCUCGCCGUCCUGUUCUCGGGCCUCGCCUUUGGGCCUCCACGCCUGCCCGCCGCCCCUGCCCGCCUCCUGCCCCGCCUCCAGCCCCGCUGCCCCUCCGUGCCCGCAGCCAGCUCAGCCUCGAGGCCAGGCCGCGCACCGCAGCCUCCCGCACGACCAGCGGCUCUCGCCCCACAGCCGCCGGCAGGCCACGUCGCCUCACCGCAGUCGGCCGGCCUGCGCCCUGCAGAGGUGGCAGGUGCCCCCGCGGUCGACAGCCAGGUGGGGGCGCGGGAUGCACCGCCCGCCCCACUCCGCGCCCUUCAGCCCGGCCAGCUACGUCCUGGGAGCCCACGCCGCUGCAAGGUUUGCUCAGAUGUCCUUCGGUUCCUUUGUCCUUCCCCGAGGGCUGCGACGCGGCCGCCCAGCGCUCGCAUGCGCCUGUGUCCCUCGGGCGCCGUCGGUGUGCGACGCAGCGUAA
This is a messenger RNA of Penaeus vannamei (Pacific white shrimp), 816 nucleotides long. NCBI's taxonomy places the organism in Eukaryota, Metazoa, Arthropoda, Malacostraca, Decapoda, Penaeidae. The record is from RefSeq and is a predicted model, not a curated record.